Molecule: messenger RNA, 3406 nt
Organism: Chelonus insularis
Lineage: Eukaryota; Metazoa; Arthropoda; Insecta; Hymenoptera; Braconidae
Exons: 8
Coding region: 151-3210 (1019 amino acids)
Source: RefSeq, a predicted model, not a curated record
GAUAAUAAUAAACAUUCCUUGAUAUUCACUAUUAUUCUCAGUACACUAGAUUAACGCGUGUCUAUUGACUGUUUGUUUUUCUUCUAAUUAUAACCAUAAAAUGGGUGACCUAAAAUGUGCAAUGAAACGACAUAGUUAACCAAAAAAAAAAUGACCAAAGUGGUGAAAGACAAAAGUUUAACAAAUUCCGUUCAAGGAUCGCAUUCACGAGAUCCUAAACAGCGUCUGAAGAAAAAGAAGCGCAAAAAAGACCUCGAGCAACUUCGUAGCAAUGUACUUGCAACCAAAAAAAAAUUGUCACGACGAUCUCUUCAGACGAAAAACGUUGUGAAUAAAACUUCAAAAAAUUCAUUAGAAAAAACAUUAACUAAGUUUGCGGAAUUUCGUCAGAAAAUUAACAACAAAACUCAAGGAUUGGACAGUAGAAAAAACACAAAGAAAAGACGAAUUUGUGAGAGACUCUUACCUGAACCUGCCAUCGGAAUAUUUAGAAAUGGUGCGACAAGCAAAGAAGUUCGAAAAACAAAAAAUAAUAUUGUAAAUCAAAUAGAUGAAGCACGUCUUCAAAAUAAUCUGUUUAAACUUCUAAACGGAGAAGAAAGUUCAUCACCGGAUCAAUUGGCUGAAUCAAAUUUAGUUGAGGAAUCUAAUAGUACUUUCAAAAAAGAUGAAGAAGCCCAAGAUGAAUGGGAACAUGAUUCAGAAAAUCUCCAGUUUCAAACUCACACAAUCAAAGACAGCCCUUCAUCUAACAAUAGGAAAUGCUUUAAGAAGGCAUCAAAGGCUGUGAAUACUGAACAAAACGUCGUAAAAAGACGACAAACGCAUUUAAAUAUGUUAGAGAACGUUCAAAGAGUCAACAAGUCUAAAAGGAGACUCUUCGAGAAUGAUAAUGAUGUAGAAGAUUCUGAGACUAUUAAUCAUUUGCAAAUAGAACCAUUAUGUUUUUCGCCUCGAAUUGAUCAACCGGAUGAUAAAGUUCAAACUCAAAAAUUGCCAAAAUCAAAUGUCAAUGAUGAAAGUCAAUCAAUAAAACGCUGGGGCCACUGUCCAGCAAUUCGUUAUGAAGAAUUGUGUGCCAAAAUUCAAAGGCAACAUUUUAUUAAUCCUUUUCCAUAUUCAAACAUAGCUGAUCCUGAAUUUCGUGUUAUAAACGCUUUAUCUGCUCUUUACAUGGAAGUACAACAUCAAAAUUCGACUAGCACUCCAAAUGAUAAAUAUUUCGAUGAUAAAUGUCCAGCUAUUUCUUUUAAACUACCCGUAUCAAAUAAUGAAAUAUUUAACAGUAAAAUACGAGCUCAGCCAGAAAUGAAAAAUUUUAUCGAUUUUGGAGUACACAAAUCAUUUAUCGAAACAGAGAAUCUUGAAAGAAAAGAAAUGAAUUCUCACCCACAUGAUUCUAACAGAUCUGCUCCUAUCGAUAAUAAUCUUCCGUCAUCGAACAUAAUAGCAGAUUAUGCGAGAAAAAACUUAUUUUUUCAAGUUCCGAAUGGUCGUGAUAACGAGAAUAGAAAUUUAGAAACUAUCACCAUGACUCAUCAAAAUAAGGCAGAGGUGGAAGAAAAUAGUACAUGGGAUAGGUCGAGUACUUAUACUAGGCAUCCUGUACAGGGUAAAAGUAAUAUCAAACAUUCAUCAGGUUAUAAUAAUCAAUAUUCUCCACCACUUGGUUGGUGCGCUGACAUGGAGAAUCGUCAAAACUUUGCAAAGAAUUUCAUGCGACAUAACACUAAACACGUGCCGAAGAUAUUGCGAAAAGUCAAUUCUCACGCCAGUGUUUUAUUUGAUGUUGACAAAGUUGAAAGUCACGAGAUCAAUAACAACAAAAAUAAUCGUAAAUCUAUGUUUCCACAUGAAAUAAUAAAACCAACAGAGAAAAUUCAACGUCAUGUAGAAUUUGAAGAUAACAAAUAUAUUGAAGCUCCAAGUACUAUCCUGCGAAUGGUAAACAAUGAAAAAGUCGAAGUUCAUAAUUUUAAACUUGAUUUUGAUAAAGCAAUGUACAAAGUUAAUUCGAGUACUCAAUUACCUGGUCAAAACUUUAUUGAAGAAUUGGACAAAAAAAAAUAUUUAAUUAAAAAUAUGGAAAUAAAGAAAAUAUUAGAUGCUCGAAAAAAAUCUUGUUUAAAUAAUGAGGCUGCACAAGUCCAUAAAAUAUUAUCUGAUUAUUUAUUUAUAAAGUCUAAUGAUGGAAAUCAUAAUAAAAAUUCUGGAAAAAUUAAAAUAAAUAAUCAUAAAGAUAGAAAUGAAAUAGCUUAUGCAAACGACAAAUAUUUAAAUCAGCCAAAACAGUUUCCAUGUCAUUCACGAGUAGAUUUCAAUGCACCAGUUCAAAAUAAUGCCAUGAAUAAAUUUUUCCCUCUAAAAAAUAGGGAAGUACUAUCACGCAAUGAACAUCAAGAUUUUCAUGUAGCAAAUUUUCACUGUUCUAGUCAAUCAAAAGUUCCUUGUAGAAGAAUGAAUUCAAAACGAGAAGUUUUACCUCAGAACUGGGAACCACCAAAUUAUAUUCAUUGUCAUCGAAAUCCCGAGGUGUCUUUUAUUCCCAUAAAUAAUCAAACUGAGGUAAAGAAUUAUGAAAAUCUUGGUAGUACAGAAAUGGAAAUUAAUGAUGCAGUUCUACAAAAUUUCAAGGUUCUUUCAUUUGAGGAAGAUCAAUGUCUUGAAUCAGAAGCAAAUAACUGUCAAUCUAGAUAUCAUACAGAUAAUUCAUUACGUCUAGAGCAUGCUUUAAGUUUCACUCAACCAUCAAAAUAUCGUGCUGUGAUUGAAGAAAAUGAAAAUAAUCAAGCUCCCCAACGAGUUCCUAUUUAUCCUGAAGUUGAGAAGCAUACAAUACCAUUAUAUAACCAACCAAUUUAUAACAAAACUUCAUGCCAGCAGUUAUUGACACAUCAAGAACACCAGAAUGCUCAUAAAGCUGUUCAAUCAGGUAUACCUGUAGUAGUAUUUACGGAAAAAGAGAAAAAUCAUGCUCUAGUCAGACAAUGCUGUCCACAUCAUAAAGUCCCGAAAAGUUCACAUCCAAUAUCUAUCAGAAAUCGUCUUGAUGCUACAAAUGAAAAUUGUGGACGCAUUGUGGUUCCAACAAACUCAAUUCUAGCAGUAAAACCAAAUAUCCAAGGUGAUAGACCGUUCUAUUUGAAUAAUUCGAAUGCAUAUGAAAUUCAACUCGCAGAUGGACGAGUUGGGCUAUUAGUAUCGAAGUGAAAUCGUUAUAAUUAUGAAAUAAAAUAUUAGCCAAAUGUAGUAAUGGUGCUUUCAGUACUAUGCCAAAUUAUUCAAUUAAUUUUUGAUAAUAUCUUGAAUGAUAUUAUUCUUUAAAGCUCUAGUUACCUCUAGAAUCAUUGUUAUAACAAUAUUACUGUUAUUUUAGUUAUAGAUUGUAUGAGUUUAUUAAUUAAUU